AUGUUGGUGUCGCUCCUGGCAGUGGGCGUGGGCCUCACCGCCCGCGUUCUUGCGCAAGAAGCUUCGUGUUACGCGCCGAAUGGCGAACUUGCCAACAAUGAAACGUAUGUCCCAUGCAACAAGCUCGGGAUCAACCAGGCCGGUGUCUUCUCGAGUUGUUGCGCUCUGGACGGCCCGCCCGAGCAACGAGACAUCUGCUCAUCUUCCGGCUUGUGUAUCAACCGCCAGGGCCAGCCGCAACGAGGUUUCUGCACGGAUAAGACAUGGAAAAGCAAGGCUUGCAACCACGUCUGCACAGAUAUCGAGACUGGCGGCAAUCCUAGCAACAUCAGCUUCAUGACCGCCUGCAACGACGGCACAGCAAAGUAUUGUUGCGGAAAAUCGAACACUACCUGUUGUGGAACGGAUGCUGCGUUUUCCAUCUCGACACAAGAAUCCGUAUGCACAGCGAAUUCAACAAGCUCCGAUAAUACCGCGGCUGAAGCAUCUUCCCCGUUCAAGGGGGCCACCAUUGGCCUCGCCGUCGUCACCGGUGUUACACUUCUGGCAGGACUUCUAUCGACAAUAUGGCUCUGGAAUCAGAACAAAAAGCUCAAAAAGGAACUGGCCGAGAAGGCAGAAAUGGCAAGUCAGCCGAUGGAGCCGCAGUUCACUGGGGCCACGAGCUCGUACGCCGGAACCUCGCCGCCGCAGACCUACAAACCACAUUACGGCACUUCCCCGCCACCACCCAUGUCGCCAAACUCGGAAUACCAUCAAGGAAACAUUCACAGAUACUCGGAAUUAGAUGCGUCGGUCGCUGUAGCAAGGAGCGAGAUGGGUUCCCCGUCUCCGUAUGACCAACAGCAGCAGGGCCGCGAUUCACCAGCGCCUGGUCAUGGCCACGGCCAUGAAAGCUAUAGUAGCCCGAUGCAAUCGCCAAACUUGCCGCAAUCAUGA
Messenger RNA from Colletotrichum spaethianum, 939 nucleotides. RefSeq lists its product as uncharacterized. NCBI's taxonomy places the organism in Eukaryota, Fungi, Ascomycota, Sordariomycetes, Glomerellales, Glomerellaceae. Bases 1 to 939 code for a protein of 312 amino acids. The record is from RefSeq and is a predicted model, not a curated record. The transcript has 2 exons.